GCAGACCUGCUGCAACUUGCGCGUUUCUUGCUGUGUAGGCUGAAACAUGUAUGCUUGAAUGAUUAUUAUACUGCCAUCUGUCAAUGAAAUCAAGUGACAAGAGUUUGUUUAUUUUUAAUAGGUGGUAUUUGCUGCGACAGUGUAUUCGUGACAUUUCCAGGACACAUUUUAUAAAUUCCUUGAACAUGUCUACAGAAGAUAAGAAUUUUGGCCAAAAAAUACAGUCCCCUUUAUUGAAAGAUGUUUUAACCCCAGAAUUGCUUACAGUUACAACUGCCUUUCAAGAGAGUGGCUACGAUAUUCGUCUUGUCGGCGGGGUUGUCAGAGACUUGCUUCUUGACGUACCCUCAAAGGAUAUAGACCUGAGUACAAAUGCCACUCCAGAACAAAUGAAAGAUGUAUUUAGCAAAAGAGGAAUCAAGUUUAUAGAGACUGGUUUGGAGCAUGGAACGUUAACUGCGCAUAUUAACCAUCUUGACUUUGAAGUCACAACAUUGAGAUACGACACAGAACAAGACGGGCGGUGGGCGAAAGUUGUUUUCACUAAUGAUUGGACACUUGAUGCAGAACGACGGGAUCUUACAAUCAAUGCAAUGAGCAUGGAUACUGAAUGCACCUUAUAUGAUUACGUCAGCGGUGUAGAGGAUCUCAAAUGCCGUCGGGUUAGGUUUGUAGGAGAUUCAAGACUGAGAAUCAAAGAAGAUUACCUGCGGAUUCUGCGAUAUUUUCGUUUUUAUGGUCGUAUAGCAACAGGUGCAGAUAAACAUGACGAAGAAACACUUAAAGUGAUUAAGGAAACGGCGUUUGGUUUGGAGAAAAUUGCUGUUGAAAGGAUAUGGAUGGAACUGUCCAAGAUAUUGGUUGGAAACUUCGCUCCUUCCAUAAUGAAGCAUAUAUAUGACCUUGGUGUGGCUAAGCAUAUAGGUAAUAUUAUAAACUAGGUACGCGGACGUUUGGCCCGACAGACAUUAGGCCGACUGACUUUUGGCCGACAGAUGUUUUGCCGACAGGACAUUUCACCGACAAAACGUUUCGCCGACAAAAAAUUUCAUUGUAAUUUAAUGCAUAAAAUAACUGUGAACGUGCAAACAUUUAUUGUAUCAUAUAAUCUUUCACACAUAUUUACAGGUUGUGCAAUAACACACAUUUAUAAGUUAGGUGCUAUUCUCAUUAGCACGUAUAUAGUCCAAAAGGACGUGGACGUUUAAGUCCAAAUCCCUUACACAAUGGCUUUGAGUCCGUACCUGAGUGAUCCUUUCGUUUUUAGUUAUAAAAAGAGACAUCACCCGUAGCAUUAUUUUAGAAAAUAAAUUUCCAAAAGUCCUAUCGGUUAAAUGUCCUGUCGGCAAAAUGUCUGUCCUGUCAGCCAAAUAGACCUUAUGCAUAAUGACGUCACAAGGCUUGAUGCACGCGAGGAAUACUGGUCUUAGUCAGGGACGCCGGAACGAUGUGAAGGCAAGGGGGGCAGAUUUUCGUGAAAGGGCACUUUUGAAUUGAUAUAUACUAAGAGAUGUUUGCAAAACAUCGGGAGUUGAACUUCGUCUAAUCAUGUUUUCUAUUUAUUGGAUGAUAGGGGUGUGAGGGGGUUCUCCACCAGGCGAUUGUGCUAUUCUUGAAGCUCGAUGAUGGCAUUUCUUGCGUUUUCUGAAGCAAAUUCGUAAAAGAAUCGCACUGACAUUUCUGACAAUUCGCUAUUUCGCCAAGGCAAUCCUUUAAAUUGAAAGGGCACCUUUGCCCCCCUUGCCCCUCCUGGUAAAGGGCAACGGGGGCGGCUGCCCCUCCUGCCCCCCCCCCCCCAGUUCCGGCGUCCCUGGUCUUAGUAGUCAUCGCCUGGAAAAAUUUCGAUAGUGGCCAUUUUGAAUUGUUUAAUUUUCCCGGGCGAUGACUACUAAGACCAGCAUUCCUCGCGGGCAUCAAGCCUGUGACGUCAUUAUGCGUAAGGUCUAUUCUGUUUGUUGAUGAAAUCAUUUUACUAUGGUGAGAAUGAGAUGAGCGACCACAUUUACUUAAAUGUGUUUCUUUCUUGAAAACAGGAAACGUUAUGUGCAGUGUAUACACAGUAACUAUGUGAUAAUGAUAUUUUUUAAAGAUAAUGUAAAUUAUUUCACGACAACUUUUUGAGUAGAAAGUAGUAUAGUCUGUUGUAUUUUCACGCAAAGAAGUUGCCGGCUAUCAAAAUUUAAAGUUUUGAAUAAGAGUAAGGAAGGCUAAGGGCGGGCAGGCAUUAAAAUGUGCGAGUGUGCAAAUCUCUUUUUAACACUGUUUAGGUUACAAAAUCUAAAAAAAGAUGCUUGCAGUCACAAGAAUAUUUAAUGAGCUGACUAACAACGACCGUGCUCCACCAUGGCCGGAUCUUGAGGGGAGGUGUGGGGAGGUGCGCACCUCCCCUGAGAUCGUUUAAUUUGCACCUCCCCUGAGCAUUUUUGCACCUGCUCUGAAAAGUCCUGCACCUCCCCUUUGGAAAGUUUCAAUGAUAGAUCAAAGUAAAACUUUGACAUUUUUUGUUGCUUAUAGGGUCUACACUUCGUAAGAAAGUUUCUCUGUAAAAUUGAAACAGUGCUAGCUAUUCAUCUCUAUGUCAAGUACCCUUUUAGUAAUUGUAAUGAAGGGCAAAAUGCCAAAAUUGGAUGAGUUGUACAGUCAUAAUUCAUUAUACACUGAUACAUAAUGUACACUACAUGCAUACGCCAGGUUGUUGAUUUUGACCGGUUCUAGGCCUUAACUUUCUAUGGGGGUCAUAAGCUAGACCGCUGCACCUCCCCUAAUUUUUUUUCCACCUCCUCCACUAUUUCCACCAAAAUCCGGCCUUGUGCUCCACUAGACCUAACCAAAGAGCCAGGGCCAAAGGAAAAUGAGAAGUUUAUAUAUAUUGCAAUUAAUUUGAUUUGAUAAUUAUUUUAUCUUAUUAUAUCUUUUUCUUAUUAUAUAGGCCUUCCAGACGUAUGUCCAGCAAAGCUUGAAAAAUUUGAAACGGUAUGGUGUAGAAUGAAAAAUUAUACGCCUCAGGCAGUUACAUUAUUGGUAUCACUAGUCGACGAUGUAGAAAUCGUUGAUUUGCUGGCGAAGAAAUUAAAACUAUCCAACGCAGAAAAACAACUUGGCAAGUUUGUUGCAACUCAUAGAGAGCUACCUGAUCAUGCAGACUUUCCACUUAAGCCAUAUCAAGAUAUCCUGGUGUGCUGCCCAGUAAAAUGUGUUGAACAGCUUCGUCGUCAGGUUGUCGAGUUACUAUAUUAUAAAGGUAAAUCUGAACUGGUUAAGGACAUCACUGAAUGGCAAAUACCAGAGUUCCCAGUCAAUGGAAAUGAUUUAAAACAGUAUAAUAUUAAGCCUGGACCAAACUUUGGCAAAAUAUUAAACCGUCUUAAAGAAAUGUGGAAGGAAAGUUAUUAUACGUUGUCAAGGCAAGAACUUCUUGAGAAAGUGAACGGAUUACUGCAAAACUAGUUGUUAUAAUUAAAGGAGACUGCAAUACUAUUGAAUGUGGUAAAGGCCAGUUUCCACGACAGCGAAAUUCUUCGUUUUAUUUUCUAUCAGACUGAGUGUGAUUAUAUAGUUCUAUAGUACAUGAAACAAAGAAAUACGCCGUUUCAAUUACGAAAUGGUAUAAAGCUUGUUCCACCUCAACCGUAUAUAUACAUGUCGUAUCGCGACAUAGCGUAAUUUCUGUUUCCUAAGAACUCGUGUGGACGUUGAUAUGGUAAAAGUAGAAAACAGGCUAAAAUGGAAACAGACAACAGUCUGUAAGAAGUCAUACAUUAUAUAGGCCUACGCGUCUAUAUAGGCAUGCCGAAGCAGCAGCCAAACUUAACUGGCUAUUUUUGACAUUUUUGUGUGUGUUUUUCUCGAAUACCACUGGUAUUGUGUAUAUUAACUGUAACACGUUCCUGUAAUUUCUGUUUUUAAAAUGUUUGGAAGUAUUUAUCUGGGAAAUUUGUCAUGCAAGACAAGUAAACUCGCCAAGUUCAUCUAGAGUCAGUUGUAUCCACAUUUUUCGCACAUAAUAUAUUAGGUUAUAGGGAUGUGAUUGUGGUCAAGAUAAUAAAAAAUAAAUAUAUUCGUGCGCGAAACGUGAGGAUAUAUGUUACCGAUAAUACGUCAUUGGUUGUUCGUCUUUGUUUUGGUUUAGGUAUAUGCUCCCUUUCUCGUCACGUAUACGUGUUGUACAGACAAUGGACCAUUUGCCUUAUAGACUAAAUUUUGAUAUCUAAACAAGUCUAUAUAGACAAAAAUUGCAUCACAG
Paramuricea clavata is the source of this 4243-nucleotide messenger RNA. NCBI's taxonomy places the organism in Eukaryota, Metazoa, Cnidaria, Anthozoa, Malacalcyonacea, Plexauridae. The record is from the annotation of a GenBank genome assembly.